UGAAUAUUGAAGGCCAUUUAAGAGGAGGCUUCGGCUCAGCCGUUACUUCUUCUAAUCGGACUGGACCACUGUUCAGAACAGACCAUCUAGUUUAAUUUUCUUGUGAAAAUAUCAUUUUGUUCCUAAUAUCGUCUGCUUCAUAUUUUCGGGGAUUUACAACAACUCGUUCCCCCUGCAUUCCUUGUGAUGGGCUGUAUUGUAAGCUCUGUCGCCUGUUGCUUUUGCAGCUCUGCUGCUAGCUUAUGCUGUUCUUGUCUACCUGGUUGCAAGUCUUCGACAUCCUCACGUAUUAUGUUUGGUGUUAUCAUUAUCCUUACAGUCCUGCUUUCAGUUAUCGCACUUAUUCCUAACGUUAGAGAUGGCUUAACCAAAAUUCCUGCUCUUUGUACUCCUUUUAAAUUUUCUCCGUUUUCGGAUGAAACAAAGGCCGUUCUCGAUUGUGAUGUUAUUACUGGUUUCGGAGCUGUUUACCGUGUUUGUUUUGCGUCAGCUAUGUUUUAUCUUGCGUUUUGCUUAAUUAUGAUCCGAGUUCACUCAUCCAGGGACUGUAGAGCGAAGUUACAAAACGGGUUUUGGUUUUUUAAGUAUCUUUUUUGGCUUGGUUUAUUGGUCAGUGCAUUCUUCAUACCUGUUGAAGGUUUUACAGUUACAUGGAUGUACAUCGGAAUGAUCGGUGGCAGUUUGUAUAUUUUAAUACAAUUAAUUCUUCUUGUGGAUUUUGCUCACUCAUGGAAUGAAAACUGGCUAACACAGUAUGAAGAAACCGGGAGUAGAUGUUAUGCACUUGGUCUGAUCUUCUUCACUUUUUUCUUUAAUGCACUUUCAAUCGCUGGGACAAUACUCCUGUUUGUUUUUUACGCAAGUGCUUCACAAUGUGGAUUAAAUCAGGCUUUAAUCAGUUUAAAUCUAAUUUUCUGCUUCUGUGCAUCAGUCAUUUCGGUCAUGCCGAAGGUGCAAGAACAUAUGCCACAGUCUGGUUUGCUACAGUCUUCAAUCAUCACCGCCUAUGUAACUUUCUUGACAUGGUGUGGUUUAACAAAUGGUCAAGAUCCAGCAUGCAAUCCAUCUUUAGCUUUUAGAAACAGUACAACUACACCGGAUGGUUCAGUUGUUUUGAAUUUCGAUCGACACAUUGCCAUUGGUAUAGUGGUGCUUAUUUGCUCUGUCCUCUACUCCACUCUUAGAUCUAGUACAAAUUCAUCAGCUGUAAAAUUUCUUAUUUCCGGUACAGAAGAUACAACUCUAGCUGAACAAUUCUCCAAUGCUGAUGAUGAUAACGAUGAUGGCAAUAGACAUGGUCAAAAAGUAUGGGAUAACGAAGAGCAUGGUGUAGCUUACGAUUAUUCCAUGUAUCAUUUUAUGAUGUUCUUAGCUUCACUUUAUGUUAUGGUAAUGCUUACUAAUUGGUUAAAACCACAAAGUGAUUUAAAAACACUAACUAGUAAUUCAGCUAGUUUUUGGGUACGUAUUAUAAGCAGUUGGGUAUGUUUAGGUCUCUAUGUUUGGACAUUAAUUGCACCGGCAUUAUUUCCUGAUCGUAUAUUUUAACCAAAACUUCCCUUUUAAACACAAACAAACACUCAUUGGAUGAUUGAUCAUUUUCAUUGGAACACAAAUCAAUUCUUUCAAAUUUUGUUUUAAUUAUUGUGAUUCAUGUGACUUUUAUAAAUUUUAUGCCUGAAAAUUGAAGAAUCAUCAUAUGAACAUUUCAUUGGACAAUAAUUAUGAUUUUGAUUGGAUUUAUAUAACUGGUAACAUUAUGUCAUAACUGAUUAUGUAAUCUCUAUUUCUCUAUAUAUAUAUAUUUCUAGUCAGUUCUCUCUCUCUCUCUGUGUAGUAUGUGUUCAUUAAUAUGCAUAGAUUUCAUUUUUUUAUCAAUCAUUAAAAUGCUUUUCAUUUGUUGGCAUUUUUCUCAUUUUAAAUAUGAUAUAUAAAUAUAUAUACAUAUUUCGUCUGUUGUCGAUCACAAAACACUUUUUCAUUCUAUUGAAACAGUAUAAAACACAUAUGUGUAUGUAUGAGCAUAAUAAUAAUAAUAAUAUUGAC
Messenger RNA from Schistosoma turkestanicum, 2046 nucleotides. Lineage: Eukaryota; Metazoa; Platyhelminthes; Trematoda; Strigeidida; Schistosomatidae. The record is from the annotation of a GenBank genome assembly.